Molecule: messenger RNA, 3530 nt
Organism: Paramisgurnus dabryanus
Lineage: Eukaryota; Metazoa; Chordata; Actinopteri; Cypriniformes; Cobitidae
Gene: ubap1
Product: ubiquitin associated protein 1
Biological process (GO): ubiquitin-dependent protein catabolic process via the multivesicular body sorting pathway
Cellular component (GO): ESCRT I complex
Molecular function (GO): ubiquitin binding
Source: RefSeq, a predicted model, not a curated record
UGUCGUCAUUCAGUUGAGCGCGUGACGUCACACAGGAACCGAAGGAGGCGGUCAGACCAAGAUGGCGUUCCGCGAUGAAGCAGGAAAUGUAGUCGGUUUUCAGUAAAUCUCCCCAAAUUAGAGCGUCAACCGGAGCCUGUACGUCCGAGGAUAACCCAGAGACCUAUUUGGAGGCUGAAGACACAGUAGAAACUGUUACUCUAAAUGGCUGCGAGGAAGUCUGGGUCAGAUUUCCACAACAACGGACCCGUCAGUUAUCUUGAUGAAGUUCCCUUCAAACUCAAUGAGAAAUUCCGCUGUCCUUCGAAAGUGGGUUUUCCCAUUGACUUUUCCGUACCCGACUGUAAUUCCGUACUUUCAGCACUGCAAUAUGACUUCAGUCUAGAGAGGCGGAGCGUUCAGUGGGGGGAGGAGCUUGCCAAAGCAAGAGCUGCCGAGGCUCGUGCAGCGGAGUCGGCGCGGGCGGAGUCUGAAAACGCUCCUAACGAUGCAGAUGUCGGAUUGGUUGGAGGAAAGAAAGCACGCCCCUCCGAGGAGCAGGACCUUGUUCCACCAGCAGUGAACCCGGUUUUGGCUGGUUUCUGGCACAGUGCAAUGCUUACACCUCUCCCAGCGCCUUCUUUCGGACCACAGCGGCCAGCGCCUAGCAACCCGGCUCCGCAAUGUCUAAACUUGGCUGACUUUGAACGAGAAGAGGAUCCGUUUGACAAACUUGAGCUUAAAACCCUGGACGACAAAGAGGAAUUGCGGAAUAUCCUCCAGAGCCAACCACAGUCAUCCGUGUCACCCCCCCAGGUUCCUCAACCGGAACCUCAUCCUCCGUCUCCAAGUAGUACACCUCCUCCCCAGGCAAAAGCAGGAAUCUUCCAUAAACCUAAUGGACUGGUUGGACUUCUGGAUCUUGACCAGGGUAGGGUUCUGGCAAACUCCAUGGAACAGAUCGAUACAGACCGCCCAUGUAACAUUCGCUCACUGACUUUCCCAAAGCUAGCAGACUCCCUCUCAGAACCGUCUGUCGGCAUUUAUACGACAACUCCAUCACGCACCCUGUCCAAUGGCACACCUCCUUCUUUUCAAAAGGCUCCACCCCAUACCAACACAACGGUCCCACAAGAGCAAUCUGGACAGGCCCAAAUUGGGACACAGAAACAGACAAACUCCGUCACAGCACCCAACCAUCCGGUAACUGCACCUGCUAUCCUUCACGGUCUCUCUCCAAGCGAACGGCAAUGCGUGGAGACUAUUGUGGGCAUGGGAUAUUCCUACGAGGGUGUCCUAAAAGCCAUGCAAAAACAAGGACAGAAUGUCGAUCAGGUGUUGGAAUAUCUGUUUACUUACAGUCGACUGUGUGACAGAGGCUUUGAUGCUACUGCUGUGGAGGAAUGUCUGGAAAUGUACCAGGGUUCAGAGGAAAAGGCUCUUGAGUUUCUUCAGCUGAUGUCUCGCUUUGGCGAAAUGGGUUUUGAGCGGGACACUAUUAAAGAGGUACUGCUUGUGCACAAUAACGACCAGGACAAAGCCCUGGAGGAUCUGAUGGCCCGCGCAACAGCGAGCUGAGCCUGAAGAGUGUCCACUCCAAGAGCCACCCCUCCCCUGUCCCUCAGUGAGAGAGAGAGAAAAAAAGGGGCAAGCGAGGAGUCCUGGAUGUGGAAGGAUGUGAUUCUCGUAUCUCUAAGACAGGAUAACUGAUUUUGUACCCUAAUAAAGAUAUACCUCGUGGGGUAGGGAUUGACGACCCAUCCAACGGUCCGUUCUUUCCCCCUCAGCUGUAUGUCUGUUAAGUGAUCUUAGAAUGGUGGUGGUGGGAGGAGCCUGAACCCUCCUCAGAGAAUCUGCAUUGGCUAGUUUCUCUAUUACCGUGGUGACUGCCUGGAGAGAUGGGACUGAAUAUGACAGAAUGUGGACGCUUAAAGCUAUUAUGCUGCCAUCUCUCGCUGCUGAAUGCAGGCUUUCGAUACUGAAACCUGACCGCACAGUCACAAACACAACCCAUGGCAGAACAGAGAACUCACAGAAGUGUCCUCUCACUGUUUGUUGUUCAUACAUUGUUUUUAUGUUUGACAGACAGAAACACUUUAUCUUUCUGUAUUUUGUUCUUUUAAGAGAUGUUGUUUCUUUGCCGUAUGAUUAGGAACUGCAUUAACAAAACUUAUCACCAAGUUCAGAGGACACUGCAGUAAACUUUUGCCCAGUUGGCUUUUGCACUGGAAUGAACAGAUUUGGCCGGAGUAAUUGACAGGUUUAAUGGGAAAUACAAUAUUACCAUUAUGUUUUUGAAAACAAUUGACAUGCAAGUGCUGCACAGGUACACUGAUUUAUAGAAACAUAUUUAAAGAUACACUGUUGCUUUCCAUCAAUAAUAAAGAAAUAGUGAACAGUAAUGAGAUUAACACAUUGAUAUGAGACUUAACCCUGCAAUUUAUUUCGAAAGCUGCAUAGCUGCAUGUAUGUAACGGAUAGUUGUGCAAUUUAAUGGUUUAAAGGCAAGACUGUGAAUCUUUUGGGUGAUUAGAAACUGUUGAAUUAACUGUUUUAUAACUGGGAUCACCACAGGAAACUUUUUGGAACUCUGCAGCUUUUCGGCUGAAUCAAACAUAGGUCCUAUUUCUAAUCUCAUGCUGUUAUGAUGCUGCUGGUUUCCAUCUACAUAACAAUGGGUGAAUCUCAUUCUAAGAAUUUCUGGGUGAUAUUUUACCUCAAAACCAAAUACAGAAACAUUAAAUAUUUUGCACAAAGAAAAUAAUUUUAUUUAUUACAGCAUUUCAGUAUUGAGAAUCUGGUGAUGCAAGAUGUGCUUAAAGAAAGUGUGCCAUAAGAUGUGUCACAUACACAUAUAGGCUUUAGAUUUAGUAAAAUAUAUAUUUUUUAAUUUUUGGGGGUGAAAUAUGACCCAGACAUGUUCUUGUGAAGCUUUGUGAGAUUCAUUCAAAUGGUUAUGUGGAUGUGAUUUUUACGGUGGUAAAAAUUGGCCAGUUCCUUUUUCACAAAUCCACAUCAUUUUCUUUUAAAGCCAGAGACUUUCAUUUGAAACAUUAUAUAACACUUUCCUGUCUUUAAUAGUUACCUGGUAUAGGAUGGAAUUAAUAACUCAAAAUUCAAACACUCAAAACUGCAAUUAAUAAAACUAAACCUGUCUUGGGAAACAAAAGUGUCUUACUGUUAGUAUAAGUUCAAAUUGUUUUAAGCAUUUAUUUCUGAGAUGGGGUAAAUAUAAGAAGCACAUAUAUACAGCUCUGAUGUGCUUCAAUAAAAGUUAUUUGUUUGGGUGCAGAUAUAGAAUAUCGGGUAGCUCAAGUGGCCCAUUUUCAAUAUUUAGCACCAAAUGUGCAAUCUAUGUUUUUUCACUUUCACCAUUGUAGGUACAGAAACAGCUGCUUUAAGCUAAUAUCCCAUGUGCACUUUUCAUCAGUGUUGCCUCACUGUAAUAUUUUGUUUAAAUGUAUGUGGACACCCCAUUAUUUGUGGUGAAUCUCAAGAAAUGUCUGGGACACCCCAUCACCUCUAAAAUCAAACUGAAAAUAAAUGCAUAU